Indicator indicator is the source of this 2827-nucleotide messenger RNA. Its product is annotated as phosphofurin acidic cluster sorting protein 2-like. Gene Ontology annotation, biological process: protein localization to plasma membrane. The transcript is spliced from 24 exons. Gene Ontology annotation, molecular function: transmembrane transporter binding. Lineage: Eukaryota; Metazoa; Chordata; Aves; Piciformes; Indicatoridae. Bases 4 to 2586 code for a protein of 860 amino acids. The record is from RefSeq and is a predicted model, not a curated record.
CCAAUGAACCUAUUCGCGACAUGGGAGAUCGACCGUUCGGCGCCGAGCUGCGUACCCAGGCUCUGCAGUCUGCGCCUGAAGAAACUCACAGUGCUGAAAGAGCUGGACAAAGAGCUGAGCUCUGUGCUUAUCGCUGUGAAGAUUCAGGGUUCAAAGCGAGUCCUGAGAUCGAAUGAAUACAUCCUCCCGCCCGGCGGCCUCAUGGAGACUGAGCUGGAGCUGACCUUCUCACUGCAGUACCCACACUUCCUCAAGAGAGAUGGCAACAAACUCCAGAUCAUGCUGCAGCGGAGGAAGAGGUACAAGAACCGCACCAUCCUGGGCUACAAGACCCUCGCAGUGGGCAUCAUUAACAUGGCUGAGGUGAUGCAGCACCCAACGGACGGUGGGCAGCUUCUGGGCCUCCACAGCAACAUGAAGGACGUGAACAUCCGAGUGGCUGAAAUCAGCAUCUACUCUCUGUCCAGUCAGCCCAUCGAUCAUGAGGACGGGAACGUCCCCUCGGGCCCCAAAAUCAAAGCUUCAGACAUUGAUAACUACUCUGAGGAAGAGGACGACAGCUUCUCCUCAGAGCAGGAAGCCAGCGAUGAUGCUGUGCAGGGCCAGGAUCUGUUUGAUGAAGAGGAUGACUUGAGGAAAACCAAGAAGGCUAGGAGGAAAAUGAUCCGAACCACAUCAAUGACCAGACAACCAAACUUCAAGCAGAAAUUUGUGGCUUUGCUGAAGAGGUUUAAAGUGACAGAGGAGGUCCUGGACUCUGACCCAGUAGACCAGACCCAGGAGGUGGAAGAAGACCUGGGCUUGCUCUAUGACAGCCUGGAAGAGUGCAACAACAGUGACAGCGGCCCAGAGAUCGAGGACAACGAGAGUGUGCACAGCACACCAAAGCCCACACUGAGGCGUUUCUUUGAGGGAGUCUCUCAUUCUGGUUCCCAGACUGAGAUCGGCAGUCUGCACAGCCAGAAAGGGCAGGAUCAAGAGUCGGGCAGCCCUGCAGACAAGAGGAAGCCAGGAGCAAUUCGACCACAAGAAGAGCCAGGAGUGGAAGUCCCUGCAGUGGAGCUGCCCGCAGAGGAGCCUUCUUCACGGCUUAACCCCGCAGAGGCUGCCACCAGGGAGGGUAGUGUGGACAGGCUGGCCCAGCUGGGACCUGGCACCAAAGCUGAGCUCCCCAGUGCUGUGUCCCCCAGCAAGUCAGAGAGCAAGCAGCUGUGGCGGCCCCGCAGCACCUCCGUCAAGGACCGGCAGAGCUCGAAGGGACAGGGUGGCCGUGCCAGCAGCCUGGACAGUGAGAGCUCUCCAGACUCAUGGCAGAGCACCCAGGUGCCCCGCAAGUCUGUUUACGACCAGCUGAACCAGAUCCUGGUCUCGGACGAGCAGCUCCCCGAGAGCAUCGUGCUGGUCAAUGUUGCCGAGUGGCAGGGCCAGUACGUGAGUGAGCAGCUCCAGGCGCACAAGCAGUUGGUGGUGUCCACCUGCUCCGUGGCGGACAUCCAGGCUGCCUUCAACACCACUGUCUCCCGCAUCCAGCGAUACUGUAACUGUAACUCCCACAUGCCUCCCCCGGUGAAGGUGGUGGUGGCAGGGGACCAGAGCUACUUGAGCGUUGUCCUCCGUUUCUUCGUGGAGCAGCUCGCCAGCAAGACACCCGACUGGCUCAACUACCUUCGCUUCCUGCUCGUCCCACUGGGCUCCCACCCCCUGGCCAAGUACCUGGCCUCAGUGGAUAACAAGUACAGCACCCUCUUCCUGGACACGGCGUGGCGGGAGCUGUUCAGCAGGGCUGAACCACCUGUCACAGACACUGUGGACAUUGCAGGCCGAGUCGCCCAGUUCAUCGCUGGAGCCAGCCUCUCUCACCAGCUCCCCAUCUCUGAGGCCAUGCUGACCUACAAGCAGAAGAGCCCUGACGAGGACUCCUGCCAGAAGUUUGUUCCCUUUGUGGGGGUGGUGAAGGUGGGCCUGGUGGAACAAUCCUUCAGUGCCUCAGUGGACUCAGACGAUGCCACGGUCUGCACCCCGUCCCUGCUGAGCUCGGCGCCAGUCACCAGCGGUGCCACCCCUUACUGCAAGGAGACUGUGAGCACCCCACCCCCUUCCCCGUCCGUCAGCAGCGGCCUCUCGGGUGUCGGGUCUCUGAGCCCUGGUGUGGAGGUGAUGGGCCUUCAGGUGGACUACUGGACAACACAAGGGCCAGACAGGAAGAAGGAGGGCGAGAAGAGGGAGACUGGUAUCAAGAACACCCUCAAGAGCAACUUCCGCUCGCUCCAGGUCAGCCGCAUCCCUGGCACAGGGGAGCUGGUGUCCCCUAACACCAUGGCCAUGACUGUGGUCACCAAGGAGAAAAACAAGAAAGUGAUGUUUCUGAGCAAGAAACCAAAAGAGAAAGACAUCGAGCCCAAAAGCCAAGUCAUUGAAGGGAUCACACGCCUCAUCUGCACUGCCAAGCACCAGAACACCAUGUUGCGAGUCUCCAUAGAUGGGGUAGAGUGGAACGAUGUGAAGUUUUUCCAGCUGGCAGCGCAGUGGCCAACGCACGUCAAGUACCUCCCUGUGGGCAUCUUUGGCUACUCAAAGAGUGUGUGAGAUACAGUGGCAGCUGCAGAGGGUUGCAGGAGGAGAUGGGGAGAUGGAGAUGGACUCGCUUAUCCCCUCUCUUCUGUGGCCCAGCCCAUGCCUGCUCUGCAGAGGGAGAUCUCACACCCGCACCGCUCCCUGUGGGCCAAGACCCGUGAAGGUGAGGCCAGUGAGACUGGGUCCAUGCACCCUCCAACAUCAGCCAGGGUACCAUGCCAUUUGCCUCCCCUGACCCCCAACAGCAGCCUGG